AUGCCGAGCAACUCCCUGGGUUCAGCAACCGGGGCUCCAUCCGGGCUGUUCCCCGUUAUAAACGACGGCAUUAUACAGCCUGAGUCGGCUGAAGACGCAGUCACUAUAGACCCAGUCGUGCUGGAGGAGAUGCUGCUAUUCUGUCGGCGUGCCAAAGUCCCGGUUUCCCACUUUCUCGCAACCAUAUGGGCAGUUAUCCUGCGCCAGUACACCGUCCAGGAUCAAAUCCAGAUGCAGCUGAAGACAGGCAAGGAUAUGAGAGAGCAGGGCACCAUCCUGUCCACCAGCGUGGAGCCACGGCAGGGGAUCAGCGACUUCUUUUGGCGAGAGGCAUGGCACAUUGCACAGGGCGGAUCCACCACCUCUCCUCCUCCGAAUACGAUGAUUGUUUUCCCUGAACAAGGGCUCUCUGGAGUGGACCCGCAUUGCGAUAUCAUGCUGGCUUUCAGCACCGACGAGGAGCCUACCUUAACCGUGCAAUUCAAGCUGGCGACACUGUCGGCCGGCCAUGCACGACUCCUCGGUGAUCUCCUGGCUCAUUAUAUCCGCAGCGCAGUCUACCAACCCGAGCAAUCAGUACGAGACAUCUCUCGGGUUGAUCUUUCCCCGCAUGGAGACGUCAUCCGACAGUGGAACACGCGUCCAGGCCCCCGAAGCCCGGGCAUCGCAAUCCACAGUCUGAUCCGCCUGCAGGCACUGCGGAACGGUCACCGGCCGGCAAUCCACGCCUGGGAUAAAGCGUUGUCCUAUUGGGAGCUGGAUUGUCUGUCGACUCGGCUCGCCAUACGGCUUCACGCCCUAGACAUUGGCCCUAGAUGUCUGGUCGCCGUCUGCUUUGAGAAGUCCGCAUGGGCGAUCGUCAGCAUGCUCGCGAUCAACAAGACCGGCGCGGCGUUCGUCCCUUUGGAUCCCUCCCAACCACGCCAACGACUGGAGACCAUCCUGCAGCAGGUGCCCGUCGCUGCCCUGGUGACUUCGGCGCAGCACGCCGAUAUCGUUCCCGGGAGCCCCCUGGUCCGCAUGGUCAUCCCGGGGGAAAUGAUGGAGAGCUUGCCGGUGGAUGAGAGGAAUACCAUUCUUCCUCGUCCCACGGCCGACGACCCAGCAUACUGCCUGUUUACAUCCGGGAGCACGGGAACGCCACGCGGAUGCCUGGUACAGCAUGCCGCUUUAUCCAGCGUGGCCAACCACAGCCAGGCCCUGCGGAUCGAUGCCGGCAGUCGCGUGCUGCAGUUCGCCUCAUUCGCAUUCGGCAUCUCCCUCAUCGAGAUCUGGUGCACCCUGACCGCGGGAGGCGUGGUCUGCAUGCCGUCGGGGGCGGAUCGUAACGAUCACCUGGUGGACGUGAUCAACGAGAUGAAGAUCGACUGGGCAUUGAUGACGCCCACCACGAUCCAGCUCCUGCGACCCGAGCAAGUCCCGGGUCUGCGCAUCGUCGGCGUGGCCGGGGAGCCACUGCGACGGGCGCAGAUCCAGCUCUGGGCCGACGCCGUGCAUCUGUUCCAGGCCUUUGGCUUGACUGAAUGGGCCGGCAUCUGCGCGGUCUCCCGCCAGGUGGGCACGAGCACGUCCAGCGCCGUCAUCGGAGCCAGUGCUGGGGGCCGGUUCUGGCUGGUUGACCCGGACGAUCAUCACCAGCUAGCCCCUAUCGGAGCAGAAGCAGAGCUCGUCAUUGAAGGGCCGAGUCUGGCGCAGGAAUACAUGAACCACCCCGAGCAGACGGCGGCUAAAUUCAUCGCUCCGCCGACGUGGUGGAUGGGUUCAAAUCCUGCGGCCUCGACCCGGCUGUACAAAACAGGAGAUCUCGUCCGAUACAACACCGACGGCAGUCUAUGCUAUGUCUCCCGCAAAGGAUUGCAGACGAAAGUGCGAGGCCAACGCGUCGAGCUCGGCGAGGUCGAGUAUCACCUGAAGCAGGCGGCCGCCGAGGAGAUCAAAACCGUGGUAGACAUCGUCCAACUGUCGGGCGAGGAAGAUGCCACCCUGGCAGCGUUUCUUCUGGCAGAACGACCGCCGGGAGAACGGCCUCAAGGCCAUCUAGAGGGAGCCCAGAACUGCUUCGUGGCCGCCACGGCCGAUCUGCGAACGGCCAUCCUCCAGGCCCGGGCGACACUCCAGGACACGGUCCCGUCUUAUAUGGUGCCGGGGCUGUUCAUCCCCAUCUCGUAUCUCCCGGUGACCGUGUCGGGCAAGACAGAUCGACGGCGACUGCGGGAGAUGGCGCAGCAGUGUUCACGGGGCAAGCUCACGGCGCUGACCAGGGACGACGAGCCCAUCCAAGAGCCACAGACCGAGACCGAGCGCCUGCUACAGGAAUGGACGGCGGAGGUUCUCAAUCUGCCGUCGCCGGAGGUCGGCAUGAACCAGCAUUUCUUGGAAAUGGGCGGCGAUUCUGUGAGCGCGAUGAAGCUGGUUGGACUGGCUCGUCAACGGGGCGUCGCGCUGACAGUUGCGGAUGUCUUCCAACAUCCUUCUCUUGGGGCUCUGGCGCAGAGAUUGACAUCUUCCGAGACACCCCAGGCGGGUCCGAAAGAAUUUGAACUCCUACCAGAGAGUAGCAAACGAGAGUCGCUACUCACAGAGAUCGCCGCGCUCUGCUCCGUCACAACGGACGAGAUCGACGAUGUCUAUCCUUGCACAGCCAUGCAACAGGGCCUGAUGGCACUCUCGGCCAAUCAAGCUGGCGCCUGUCUCGCUCGCUUCCAGUAUGCCAUCCAGCCGGGGGUGGACGUAGCCCGUCUGCAAGCAGCCUGGAUGCAGGUGGUCGAAGCCAACGCCAUCUUCCGCACGAGAAUCGUCCAGACCGGCGCUCACGGAAUGCUCCAGGUAGUCCUGCGUCCGCAUACUUUCCGGUGGGACGAGGCAGGACCCAGCCUAUCGAAAUAUCUCAAGAAGGUGGACGAGAGACGCAUGCAUCUGGCAGAUGCACUGAUAGCGGCAGCCGUCAUCGACUCCAUGUUUGUCCUCACCGUCCACCAUGCUCUCUGUGAUCGAUGGUCCAUGCAGACAGCGAUGCGCCAGCUGGAGCAUUGCUACACGCAUGGAUCCUCCCCGGCCCUGCCUGCAUUUGCAUGUUUCGUCUCGCAUGUGCAUCAGCAACAUCUGCGCCAACACCAGCAUCAAGAGUACUGGCGAGACUAUUUCCGGGAUCUCGACGUCGAGAUAUUCCCUGCUAUCCCAGCCACACACACUCCAGUGGCAGACAGCAAGAUUGAGGCCCUCGUCCGUCUGCCCACGGGUGUCCUCCCUCGCUGGACCAUGGCGACUCUGCUGCAAGCCGCAUGGGCAAUCGUCGUGGCGCAUCACACCUCCUCCGCGGACGUCGUCUUCGGCGCCACGGUCAGUGGACGAGGGGCUGCUCUGCCCGAUGUCGACCGAAUCUGCGGUCCGACCAUUGCGAACGUGCCGGUGCGAAUCGGUCUGGACCGGGAGGAACCGCUGGCCCGACUGCUCGACCGGGUCCAGCAGCAGAUGGUGGCGAUGAUCCCGUUUGAGCAGGACGGGGUGCAAAACAUCCGCGGCUACAGCGACGAAGCGGCCAUUGCCUGUCGAUAUCAAAGCCUGCUGGUCGUGCAGCCUCGCUGGGAGACGCCGGCGCCGCAUCUCUGGUCCGACAGCCAUCAGGAUGCCACCGCCGUCGGGGCGUUCGCCGCGACGGCAUUGUCUCUAGUGUGCAGUCUGACGGAUUGUCCUCGCGAAAUCCGCAUCGAGGCCAUCUUCGAUGCUCAUGUCCUCCCACCGACUCGGGUCCAGCGUCUGCUGCACCAUUACGAGUCGAUCCUCCACACCGCCGUGCAGGAUCUUUCGCAGACGAUGGGGACGUUGGCUUCCAUCACGCCCGAGGAGCUGGGCGAGAUUCAGGAUUGGCAUCGUCGAUUGCCUCCCCCGACGACGACGACGGCCUGCGCGCAUCAGCUCAUCGAUCAGCAGGUUCGCCAGCGCCCUGAGGCCCCGGCAGUCAGCUCCUGGGACGGCGACCUGACUUAUGCGGAGCUGGACCGGCUCUCCACCACGCUGGCCCGUCGACUCGCCCUGUGGGGAGUGGCGUCGGAGCAAUUCAUCCCCGUCUGUCUGGAGAAGGGCAAAUGGUCCGCCGUCGCCGUGCUGGCGGUGAUCAAGACGGGCGCGGCCUUCACGCUGCUGGAUCCAUCCCAUCCGGUGGACCGGCUCCGGACGAUUUGCCAUACCCUCGGGGCUUCCGUGGUGAUCUCGUCCGGGACGCAGUGGGCGGGAACCCUAGAAACCGAAGUUGAGCUCGUCGACCCGGAAGAGGUGGAGGGAGCAGAACGAUCCGAAUUAUUCGAACUACCAGAAUCGCACCCGGAUCAAGCCCUCUACGCCGUCUUCACCUCCGGAUCGACAACCGGCCAACCGAAGGGUGUAGUUAUCGAGCACCGAGCCUUCUGCAGCAGCGCGCUGGCGCACAAUCCGCUGCACGGCGUCGGGCCGACCUCGCGAGUGCUGCAAUUCGCCUCAUACGCAUUUGAUAUCAGCAUCCUGGAGAUCCUGAGCACCCUCAUUGCCGGCGGUUGUGUCUGCGUGCCGUCCGAGGAGCAACGUCGGGACGCCGUGGUCGAAACGGCCAACCGUCUGCGCGUCACCCAUGCGUUCCUGACGCCUUCUAUCCUGCGCGGUCUGGAUCCCAUGCAGCUCGAAUAUCUUGAGACCCUCAUCCUGGGUGGCGAGGCGUUGCUCCCGUCUGACCUGUCGCGGCUGAUGGGCCAGCGAUUCCGCGUCCUGAAUGAGUAUGGGCCGGCGGAGUGCGCCGUCACGGCCACCGUGACGCAGGCCCUGCAGGAAGGGGACGAUCCGAGGAAUAUCGGCUUCCCGGUCGGGUCCCGGUGUUGGAUCGUCGAUCGACGCGACCAUCAUCGACUGGUGCCCAUCAGCGCCGUGGGAGAACUGGUCAUUGAAGGUCCCACGGUGGGCCGAGGAUAUCUCGCCGAUGCAAAUGCGGACCAGACGUCGUAUGUCGAGCCACCCGCGUGGCUGCAGCAGCAGGUGCUGCCCGGUAAACGCGUCUACAAGACCGGCGAUCUGGUGCAGUAUCAUCUCGACGGCUCCCUCCAGUUCGUCGGCCGAAAAGAUCGCCAGAUCAAAAUCCGCGGGCAACGCAUCGAACCCGAGGAGGUCGAGACUCAAUUGCGACGCUGCUUCCCCGGCCUGCAUGAUGGUGUCGUUGAAAUGGCCAUAUUCGGAGAGGCUCAGACGGCAGCUCUGGUGGCAUUUGUCCAGCAGGAGCAUUUCCGCGCCAGAGAAGGCGCCAACUUGUUCGUGCCCCCCUCGGAGGAGUUCCAACGCGAUAUCGGCAUUGCGGAAGGCCUCCUGCGACAGCGGCUGCCGGGGUUUAUGGUGCCGGCGGUCUUUCUCCCUGUAUCCUCCAUCCCCCAGACCGGGACCGGCAAGGUCGAUCGACGACGACUACGUGCCGCGGUAGAGCGGCUGACGGACGCAGAACUGCAGGCGUAUCGCGUGCCAGGCUGCGAUAUAAAACGGGCCCCGGAGAGCGAGCAGCAGCGAGUGCUGCAGGCGAUAUGGGCGAUGGUGCUCCACCGCGAGACGGACUCCAUCGGCCUGGAUGACCAUUUUUUCUAUCUGGGGGGACAUUCUAUCCACGCUAUGGAGGUCUCCAGCCAAGCUCGCGCGAUGCACUGGGACCUGACCGUGUCGGAGAUCUUCGCCCAUCCGGUCCUGGAGCACCAGGCCUGUCUUCUUCGACCGUCAGCCGGGGCUGAUGAUUCCGUGCCCGUCCCCUUCUCCCUGAUCGGGGAGGAUAUGGUUCGCGAAGACCUGGUGCAGACGGCCGCUGAGCAGUGCCGGAUUCAUCCCGACGAGGUCCAAGACAUGUAUCCGUGCAGUCCGUUCCAGGAAGGACUGCUGGCUCUCAGUGCGCGACACUCGGCCUCGUCCUGCGUGGGACAAUGGGUCUACCGGCUGCCCUUGGAGGUGGAUAUCGAGCGUCUGCGCGAGGCCUGGGAAUGCGUUGCCCAGAGACAUGCCAUUCUGCGCACUCGCAUGGUCCAAGGCCCGGACCGUCGCUUGUAUCAAGCCGUGGUUGGUUCUGUCUCCCUCUGGUGGCAGGUAUGCCCUCGUCUGUCGGCCACCAGCAUGGAGGAGAUCCGAAGAGAGAUGAUGAUGGGCUUGGGACGGCCGCUGGUGCAUCUACUCUUGCAUGAGCAAACCGCUCCUCGUCUCCUGCUGACGAUGCACCACGCCAGCUACGACGAGGUUUCCAUGCGUCACAUCCUGCACGACGUUGAGGCGGCCUAUCGCGGAUUCCACGGUUUGGUGACCCGUCCAUUCGCCCCUUUCAUCCAGUUCUACCUGCAGAGAGCAGCGGACCCCGCCGACGAACAGUAUUGGAGACAAGCCCUAACGGAUCUCGCGGCGACGCCGUUUCCUGACCUCCCAACCGCCUCCUACCAGCCAUCUUCGUCCAAGGUGCUGGAGCACCGAAUGAGUCUGAGAGCCCAUCAUGAGUAUCAUCGUGCCGGCGUCACACGCGCGUCCCAGAUCCAUCUGGCCUGGGCCAUUGUGCAGUCUCGCUACCAGCGGAAUCCCGACGUCGUCUUCGGAGUGACUGUAUCCGGUCGAUCCGCUCCAGUGCCUGGCAUGGAGCGUAUUUCUGGGCCCACGAUUGCCACCGUCCCUCUCCGCCUGGUGCUGGAUCCGCAGCAGCCGCUGGGGGCGUUGGCGCACCGCGUGCAGGACAUCCGAUCGGCGACCAUCGCGCACGAACACGCUGGGUUGCAAUCCAUUCGCCAGUGGGGAUCGGAUGCGGCACAGGCCUGUUCCUUUCAGACGUUGCUGAUCGUGCAGCCCGGGAGACAGUAUGACCCCCACGGCUCUGAAGGCCUGCUACAGCUCGUCGACUCGGUGACCGACUGGACUGCAUUCAGCAGCUACGCGCUAUUGCUCGCAUUUGAGCUGCACGAGGGAGAGGGAGAAGACGAAGAGCGGGUGGUCCUACAGGUCUGCUUUGAUCCGGCCGUCAUCCCAGAGCCACAGGUGCAUCGGGUGGUGGCCACGUUUACAGAGGUGUUGCAGCAUUUGAUCCUCCAUCCCGAAACGCGUUUGCAGGAUCUCUCAUCGAUCAGCCACCGCGACUAUCAGGAGAUCGUGGCAUGGAACAGUCGUCAAGAGUCCAUCGCCACCAGCUAUCACUCGGUCCAUCAGCGGAUCCACGAACAAUGUCUCCGACAUCCGGACUUCCCGGCCGUCUGCGCGUGGGAUGGAGAUUUCUCCUCCCAAGAACUGAAUGUACUAUCCACCCGUCUGGCCGAACACCUCAGCCAGCAGGGCGUGCGUCCGGAAGAGGUGGUUCCCCUCUAUUUUGAAAAGUCGCGAUGGACGACUGUGGCCAUCCUGGCCGUGCUCAAGGCCGGCGCGGUCUUUGUUCUGCUGGACCCGUCGCAUCCCCUGGAGCGUCUCCGCGACAUGUGUGAGCAGGUCCAUGGCCGGGUCCUACUCGUCUCGGAGCGCUGCAUCGACAUGCCUACCUCCCUCUGCGCCGUUCAGAUCCCCGUGGGGGACCACUAUCGCGACAGCUGGCCCUGCGUGCCGCAGGGUUGGACCGGCCCCCCCACCAGCCCCAACCAGGCCUUGUAUAUUGUCUUCACGUCCGGAUCCACGGGGAGACCCAAAGGCGUGGUGAUCGAACAUGGCGGCUUCUGCUGUGCGGCGCAGGCGCACGCUCAAGCCCUGGGACUGGACCAGACGUCGCGGAUGCUCCAGUUCUCGGCGUACGCGUUCGAUAUGAGCGCGAUGGAGACGCUGACGACCCUGCUGAUGGGAGGCUGUCUCUGUGUGCUCUCUGAGAUGCAGCGUCGCGAGAGUGAUCGCUUCGUGGAGGCGGUCCAGUCUCUGCGUGCCUCCCAUGCCAUUCUAACCCCGUCCUUUGCGCGCUCCAUCCCGGUCGACCGCUCCCUCGGCUCGCUGAAGGUAUUGGGUCUGGUCGGAGAGAAAGUCAAGCAAGGGGAUGUCGACAAAUGGGCCUCCACGCUGCACCUGGCGAAUACCUACGGACCGGCCGAGUGCUCUGCUCUGUCGGUCAUCCAGCCGCAGCUGGGCCAUCAGCACCCGAGUACGAUCGGUUUUGGCACGGGAUGCACCACCUGGGUGGUCGAUCCCGAUGAUUAUCAUCGUCUGGUGCCCAUCGGGGCCACGGGUGAGCUCUUGAUUGAAGGUCCCAUCGUCGGCCGUGGGUAUAUCAACCAGCCCGAGAAGACGGCCGAGGUGUUCAUCGGUCCCCCUGCAUGGCGUCGUGAACUACCCUUACCGUGGGGCCGUCUCUACCGGACGGGGGAUCUGGUCCGCUACGAUGCAUCUGGGGCCCUGGUCUUCCAGGGACGCAAUGACACCCAGGUCAAGGUCCGCGGCCAGCGACUGGAGCUGGGCGAGGUGGAAUCUCGCGUUCAGUCCUACUUCCCGGGUGCAUCAGACGCAGUGGCUGAGUUGGUCGAUCUGCACGGCGGAGACCUUUUGGUCGUAUUUGUUCUCCCAGAGAAAAAGACGGCGUCAGCCCCAGAUCCAGCAUCAUCGUCGCCCUUGGCCCCCUAUAGCGCGGAGUUCCGGGCGGACGCCAUCCAGGCCGAAUGUCUGCUCCGAGAAGUCCUUCCUGAUUACAUGGUGCCGGCCCUAUUCCUCCCCUUAUGGCGCAUGCCGCACACAGCCAGUGGAAAAGCCGAUCGAAGAUGUCUUCGAAAGGCAACCGCGGACCUGUCUCCGGAGGAGGUCCAGCUCUAUCGCGAAGAGCCUGCUCAGCAGCAGCAGGGGGAAGAAGAGCAGCAAAUGUUGAGCGAGGAAGAGAGGAGCAUGCGCGAGGUAUGGGCAGCGGUACUUCGCCUGCCUCAGUCGAGAAUCCGCGCGGAUAGCCACUUCUUCCGGCUUGGGGGCGACUCCAUCGUGGCCAUGAAGGUGGCCCCCAUGGCUCGAGAGCGUGGACUGGGCAUCACCGUGGCAGACGUCUUCGAGACUCCCCGACUGCGAGAGCUGACCAUGGUGGGGAUGCAGAAUGCGCCCUGGCAAAAGGGUGGCCAGAAACCCGUCCCCCUGGCGUUGUCGCCGCUGGAGGAUCCUUUCGAGUAUUUCCAGUGUCUCCAGGCCCUGGGGUUAGUCCCGGCGCAGUCGGAGCUGGAGGACCUGUUUGCGGCCGCAGACGUGCAGUCAUUUUUUCUGAAACGUCGCACGACGCACCAUUAUACCUUUACACUGACCGGAAGAGUCGACGUGGACCGUCUGCAGCAGGCUUGCCAAUGGGCCUUGGAAAGCUUCAGCGUCCUCCGCACGUUCUUUGCCCGGCAUGGAGACCAGCAUCUCCAAGUGGUUCUGCGCCAACUCGAGCUUCCUUUCCAUCAUAUCACCGGCCUCGCGGAUCUGCCCGCUUUCCAGAAGUCCUUAUGGGAUGCCGAUCGACUGAAUGAGGUCCUUCCGGCCUUACCGGCUCGGUUCAUGCUGCUGUCGAGCCGCGAUGCCCAGGAACAUGUCUUCAUCGUGCGCUUACUGCACGCCCAGUGGGAUGCUAUCUCCAUCCCGGUGCUGUUCAAUGCCAUCGCCACCAACUACAAUGUGACUGCGCCACCGUCGCCCCCCUCGACGGACUUCUCUGACUUCCUCCAUUGCCGUUCGCAGCAGCCGAAGAGUCCAGCCUUGGAAUUCUGGCGUAGCCUGCUCGAAGGGUCCCGUAUGACUUCACUUCCCACGGGAGUUGACAGAUCAUCCGACUUGCCUACCACCACGCUGUGGGAAAACCAAGAAAUCCAGACACCGCACCAACCACCCACAGGGAUCACCAUGGCGACGCUAGUCAAGACAGCGUGGGCGUACGUUCUGUGGACCACGACCGGCGAGCGGGACCUCACCUUCGGCCAGACGGUCAACGGCCGCAGCCUGCCUCUGCCCGGCGCCGACUCGAUCCUGGGACCUUGUAUUAGUAUCAUCCCCGUGCGCAUCCGACUCGAUCCAGCCAGCUGGAGUGUACAGGAUCUCCUACAGAUGGUCCAGGACCAACAUACCCAGAGCCUUCGGCAUGACUUUGUGGAUCUCUCUGAUAUCGUCGACCAUAGUACCGCGUGGCCUAAAGGCACUGAGUUCGCAUCGAUUGUGCAGCAUCAGAACUUUGAUUUCGACUACAGACUUCCUCUCCAGGGUCUACAGUCGAGAUUUUCCCUCCAGCAUAAUUUCUCCCCAAGAUCGGAGCUGUUCAUCUUUACGUAUCCGCUGCCGGACCGGCUUCUAGUACAGGUGUGCGUGUCGACAGCCGUGAUGGAAAGGUCGAGGGCUGUAGAGUUGUUGAAUCAGUUGUGCGGGACAAUCAAGGCUUUUGCUCAUAGUCCUGAGAAACGCCUUUUAACUCUGAAGAAUCGAACACAAUUCAAACAAUCCCUGCAGGAAAUAUCUGCGAGCGCCUGCUUUGCGCAAGGAAUGUAG
This is a messenger RNA of Aspergillus tanneri, 10428 nucleotides long. It is a transcript of the gene nrps12, whose product is annotated as nonribosomal peptide synthetase fmqA. Gene Ontology annotation, molecular function: phosphopantetheine binding; catalytic activity. Gene Ontology annotation, biological process: amino acid activation for nonribosomal peptide biosynthetic process; secondary metabolite biosynthetic process. The record is from RefSeq and is a predicted model, not a curated record. Gene Ontology annotation, cellular component: cytoplasm. Lineage: Eukaryota; Fungi; Ascomycota; Eurotiomycetes; Eurotiales; Aspergillaceae. The coding region runs from base 1 to 10428 and encodes 3475 amino acids. The transcript is spliced from 3 exons.